Molecule: messenger RNA, 1269 nt
Organism: Ipomoea triloba (trilobed morning glory)
Lineage: Eukaryota; Viridiplantae; Streptophyta; Magnoliopsida; Solanales; Convolvulaceae
Product: cinnamoyl-CoA reductase 1
Exons: 6
Coding region: 58-1044 (328 amino acids)
Molecular function (GO): oxidoreductase activity, acting on the CH-OH group of donors, NAD or NADP as acceptor
Source: RefSeq, a predicted model, not a curated record
UGGGAGACGACGCACUCUACUGAACCUAAUAAGAGUGAGUGGCGAAGAAGAAGGAGAAUGAGCAUGGCAAUGAAGACUGUGUGCGUGACCGGAGCUUCAGGAUACAUAGCCUCCUGGAUAGUCAAGUUCUUGCUUCAACGUGGCUACAUCGUCAAGGCCACUGUUCGCUAUCCCGAUGACCCAAAGAAGACGGAACACUUACUUUCCCUUGAGGGAGCUAAGGAGAGACUUCACUUAUUCAAGGCAGAUUUAUUGGAAGAAGGCUCAUUUGAUUCUGUGGUUGAAGGGUGUGAAGGUGUAUUUCAUACAGCCUCGCCUUUUUAUCACGCCGUCACUGACCCACAGGCCGAAUUAAUUGAUCCAGCAGUAAAGGGAACACUCAAUGUUCUUGGUUCAUGUGCAAAAACACCAUCUGUCCAGAAAGUGGUUGUGACGUCUUCUAUUGCUGCAGUUGCCUAUAAUGGUAAACCUCGGACCCCUGAGGUGGUAGUUGAUGAGACUUGGUGGUCAGGUGCUGACUUUUGCAGAGAAAUGAAGAUGUGGUAUGUUCUUUCAAAGACAUUGGCUGAGGAUGCUGCUUGGAAAUUUGUGAAGGAGAAAGGUAUUAAUAUGGUUACAAUAAACCCAGCAAUGGUUAUUGGUCCUCUUUUGCAGCCAACAUUGAAUACAAGCUCUGGUGCAAUCUUGAACCUGAUAAAUGGUGCAGAAACAUAUUCCAAUGCUUCCUUUGGCUGGAUCAAUGUCAAAGAUGUUGCCAAUGCACAUAUUCUAGCACUAGAGAAUCCUUCAGCUAAUGGAAGAUAUUGUAUGGUUGAGAGAGUUGCACACAACUCUGAGGUAGUCAAGAAAUUACAUGAACUUUAUCCCACUCUGAGACUUCCGGAAAAAUGUGCCGACGACAAGCCAUUUGUGCCUACUUACCAAGUGUCGAAAGAAAAAGCAAAAAGUCUGGGAGUUGUUUUCACUCCCCUCGAAGAAAGCCUCAAGGAAACAGUUGAAAGCUUGAAGGAGAAGGGAUUUUUUGUGCCCUCUGCAGCUCUGUGAUGAUAAAUGUAAUCGAUUGUGCUUAGUGUAAUGGCAUUAUCAAUUCCUUUUUGUGACCUUCGUUAAAACCUCCAUCAAAAGCUUGCUAGUUUUCAACUUUGAGAAUAAAGAUGUUUAAGCCUGGGAUUUGUAUUGCCUCCCAAGAAUAAACUUGUUUAAAGAUAGGAGAUUGUUGUUUCUCUGUCAUUAAAUGUGGUUCAAAUCGUGUUUAUUUUAGUGCUUUUA